CAUCUUCCUGGGGGUCAUCUGCGCUCACACUUCCUUGGCGAUCAGAUAGACCUCAGUUACGCUUGAAUUUGUCGGAAUACCAAACUGGCUCUUUGAUCCUGCCUUCACUGCGCUUCCUUCCGUCUCUCCCGUUGAGUUCCUCCGGUACUGGUCUCCCGCUAGUCAACCUCCGGAACCCAAAAAUACGGAAAAAAGGGAGGUUUGCGACAACCCCAGAUCACAGCACAAUCGACCAGGGGCAGAGGGAAAAGCUUUCGGUUCUGUGUGGUACUAACCGUUCACCCCUCUGGUCCUAUGGCCUUUUCAACUUGAACAUGAACUCCCUUAGCAUACUCUCGUCUCGAGUCGACAAAGUUAUUGGAGCAACGACUCCACCGGCUACUCAACGGACAGAUCCUUUUAAACCUCUACGUCGUGGGCAGCGCUCUGGCUCUUUGAGGUCUUUUGAGGAUAGGGGGUAUCAGCCGAAGAGGGACCUCAAGCAAAGCGUUUGUUAUGAUGACGAUGGAGAUGGCGACGAAGAAGAAGUGGAAGAGGAAGAUGGGCCAGAAGACUAUGAGGAGGACGAACACGGUGAUUUAUUACUCGACAAGGGCCAGCGAUCUGUAGGGUACGGGAUGUGGCUAUUGGGACCAUGGCUAGGGGCAUUCCGGUGGUUUUUCUCAACAUUGUCUUCUUCGGGAGGCUGGCUGAUAUCCUUUUUGUAUAAUGACGAUGGUGUCUUUUCUCCGCUCCUGCCGAUUAAGCGUUUCGCCGCAAUAUUACUAGGGCCAUUUGGUGGGUUUCAAGGUCGGGUUACUGAAUACUCUGAUUACGAGAAGAGCGGUUUUGACGACACUUCCGCAAUAAUGAGCGAUUCGGAAGUAUUACACCAUUACGGAAGUGAUUCGGGCAUGGAUCCAACACCACCAGCGCACCAUCUACGCUCUAGACCCUUUAAUCGAGACAGUCCCUUCUUGAUCGACGAGAUAGUCCCCCGGAGAUCAAUUCGUAUCCGGCUUUAUAGUGAGGAAUCCGCAACAAUUACAAAACCAACAUCUGUGAAGUCACCAACAUCUCCAUCCCCAAGUCUGCGGCUUACAAAGUAUCCACGGAGCUCGGGACCCACCAAACCACUUCUCCCUUCCCAUCCUUCUCCGAAGACAUUGAUCUUGGAUCUCGACGAGACAUUAAUCCACUCACUCGCCAAGGGGGGAAGGAUGACUUCCGGUCACAUGGUGGAGGUCAAACUCGACCGCCAGCAUGCGAUCCUAUAUUACGUUCACAAGCGCCCUUACUGCGAUGAGUUUCUCCGAAUGGUCUGUAAAUGGUACAACCUUGUGAUAUUCACAGCAUCUGUGCAAGAAUAUGCCGAUCCAGUAAUUGAUUGGUUGGAGCAAAAUCGAAAGUACUUCAAAGGCCGUUAUUAUCGUCAACACUGCACGCAACGUGGUGGUGCUUACAUCAAGGAUAUCAGUGCCGUGGAGCCAGACCUGUCUAAAGUUAUGAUAAUCGACAACUCACCUAUGAGUUAUAUUUUUCAUGAAGAUAACGCAAUCCCGAUUGAAGGAUGGAUUAACGACCCUACCGAUAUCGACCUUUUGCAUCUGAUUCCAUUGCUUCAAGCAUUACAAUAUGUCACCGAUGUCAGGGCUUUGCUAGCUCUACGAAUGGGCGAGAUUGAUUGAUUUGCUGAGCGUUUUUUUUUAUCAUACGGAGGGCGUUAAUCUCUUGGUUUCUGGGGGCCGUUGAUCCUAAGUUGUGACGCAUUGGUAGGGGCUGAUGCUAGCGCUUGUUGUCGCUUUUUUUUACAUCAUGUUUUCACCACAUUGAUUCUUUACUCCAUUCUUCGAAUAUCCAGCUGGUCGCAAUUGUUUAUAUUUACAUUCAUAGAGGACACCGGUAUAAUCUUUCGGCUUCAUUCAGUCAUUGGGAUAAACUGUCAAGGUAGGAAUAGGGUUUUUCGGGAUGGAUUUAUUCCUUGCUUUGUUUCCAUAACUACUUUCUUUGCUAUUUCGCUAUUCCGAAGGAUGGCUGCAGGAGGAAUAAGGUAUGAGGGCGGUGGAUGUGAGGGGGGAGGUUUGUAUGAUAUGUAUGGGUGAUAGAAUGACUACAUAGAAUCUCUUUUUGCUGUGUUA
Molecule: messenger RNA, 2117 nt
Organism: Tuber melanosporum (Perigord truffle)
Lineage: Eukaryota; Fungi; Ascomycota; Pezizomycetes; Pezizales; Tuberaceae
Exons: 3
Coding region: 315-1667 (450 amino acids)
Molecular function (GO): protein serine/threonine phosphatase activity
Source: RefSeq, a predicted model, not a curated record